AUGACGGUUACUAAUUCGAAUUAUUCAAUGAUGAAACCGUGCAUAUCUACAUACCCUUAUCAAGUAGAUCUUGGAUCAAUUCCUGGGCAAGGGCGAUAUAAUCAAUUGGGAGGUGUUUUUAUUAAUGGAAGACCAUUACCUACUCACAUACGGUUAAAAAUUGUUCAAUUGGCAGCAGCUGGAGUCCGACCUUGUUCGAUAUCUAGACAACUACGAGUAUCACAUGGAUGCGUGUCAAAGAUAUUAAACCGAUACCAAGAGACCGGUAGCAUUCGUCCAGGAGUUAUUGGUGGAAGCAAACCCCGUGUGGCGACUCCGGAAAUAGAGGCCCGAGUAGAAGAAUACAAACGUAAGAACCCUUCAAUAUUUUCGUAUGAAGUACGCGAUCGUCUGAUCGAAGAUGGUCUUUGCGAUCGCACUACAGUACCAAGUCUUUCAGCACUCUCAAGACUCCUGAGGAAUCGUGAUCCCGAGCAAAAUGAGAGUACCAUGGCAUCAUUACCCGACGGAAAAAUCAACUCUGGGUCUGACUGCGAGAGUGAACCGGGAAUUCCGCUGAAGCGCAAGCAAAGAAGAAGUCGGACGACAUUCACCGCUCAUCAGCUUGAUGAAUUAGAGGCCUCAUUUAAACGGACUCAGUAUCCGGACAUUUACACUCGGGAAGAACUCGCUCAGAGGACCAAGCUCACCGAGGCCAGAAUUCAAGUCUGGUUCAGCAACAGGCGAGCUAGACUUAGAAAAACCCAUAAUUCUGCACCACAACCACCCCCACCACCACCACCACCUGGAUACAUGCCUAGUUAUCCAACAAAUGGUUACCUUCAUUCAGGACAUCCUCAUGGACAUCAUGUAUAUCCUGGACACGGAGCAGCUACUACAGGUGCUGCGCCAAUCGCUAAUCUUCCCACACAUCCAACGCAGGCUCACUUGCAAGAAUCUUCAUUCUCACAAGAUUUAUAUUCAACACUUCCUGAUAUUUCAAUAGAACAAAACCUGCGUUUAACCUGCAAUACAUCCUCAUCAUACAUGUUACCAUCAAGUUACCCCCCAUCAACACUGGUCCCGAGCAACGAACCACCUCAACAGGUUCAAUCUUAUCACCAGCAUUCACAUCAACUUCCACCUACCCCAAACUCUAUUUCAAACAUUAUGUCCGAACAAUUGUCACCUUCGACUGAUCUCACCUCAAUCGGAUCAGUCUCGCCAACAGAACACCACCAAAGACUUCAACAACAACAGUCAACAAGUCAGGAUGAGUCCCCACCGACUUGGAAUCAACAUCCUAUUAAUGGACGACUUCACUCUCCCUCGGGGAUCCACCAUCAAACUUACACUGGGCAUCAUCAAUCUUUCACCGGGUACGCGUCAAACGGGUUUCAACAACCAUCCAGAUCUUCUUUUUGGUAUCACUCACAGUAA
Cotesia congregata is the source of this 1419-nucleotide messenger RNA. The record is from the annotation of a GenBank genome assembly. NCBI's taxonomy places the organism in Eukaryota, Metazoa, Arthropoda, Insecta, Hymenoptera, Braconidae.